AUGAUGGAGCCUACAUCCUCCUACCUUUCUGGAUACUGUAUGUGCUUGAUUCUCUUGCAUAUGAUGACAUUAACUUCAGAGAAACUGAUGGUGACUGUUCCCAAGGGGCACUUUGUGGCUAGAGUAGGAGGACAGGCUGCUCUCAGCUGCCAGUUGUCCCCACCACAAAGUGCAGAGCACAUGGAGGUGUGCUGGUUCAAGGGUGACAAUUCCCAGCUUGUUUACCUAUACAGAAGUGGUCAUGAAGUAAAUGGAGAAGCUGCCCCUGAAUAUAUAAAUCGCACAGAGUUUGUGAAAGAGGCCAUGGGGGAGGGUAAAGUGACCCUCAAAAUUCAUAAUGUCAGCAUUUCUGAUAAUGGACCAUACAGGUGUUCAUUUAAAGGCACUGACUUCAGUGAUGCAGCCGGCAUGAACUUACAUGUGGCAGCACUUGGCUUGGAGACACAGAUUCAUGUCCAGGUUCCUGUUAGUGAUGGACUCGUGGUGGAGUGUAACUCAGGAGGGUGGUUUCCACAGCCCCAAAUGGAGUGGAGAAACAGCAGGGGAGAGGUCGUUCCAUAUUCAUCAAAAUCAUACUCCCAGGAUGGAGCCAGAUUGUUCCACAUGAAGAUGACUCUUUUCCUCAGAAACCGGUCAGAGAGCAUUAUGUGCUGUUCCAACCCUGUAACAGGGGAAGAGAAAUUAACAAGUAUCAUCCUAGCAAGUGCCCUCUUUAAUAAGGACUACCUUAGAGUGAAUGUUUUAUUUUCAGUUCCAUGUAUAAUAUUACUUUUGAAGUCAAUGUACAUGUGCCUUUCCUAUUACUCCCAAAAAGAUCCUUUCUUUUCCUUGUACAAUAGCUGGAUGAAGGACGUAAUAUUUGUGAUAGUUGUUUUGGCGGGGUGCCGGGUGCGUCCUCCACCACCACCUGCAGCGUCCUGCUCCACAAGCAGCCUCAUGGCGAGGGGCGGGGAAGGGCCGGCUGGAAAGUCCUUGCUGUGCAGUGACCAGCUUGCACACUCGGCAGCUGCCACGCCGUGCCGCUUCAUGCACCCUCUGGUGACGAAAAGUGUUUAG
Marmota flaviventris (yellow-bellied marmot) is the source of this 1056-nucleotide messenger RNA. Lineage: Eukaryota; Metazoa; Chordata; Mammalia; Rodentia; Sciuridae. The record is from RefSeq and is a predicted model, not a curated record.